Molecule: messenger RNA, 5636 nt
Organism: Pygocentrus nattereri (red-bellied piranha)
Lineage: Eukaryota; Metazoa; Chordata; Actinopteri; Characiformes; Serrasalmidae
Gene: plcg2
Product: phospholipase C, gamma 2
Exons: 34
Coding region: 631-4425 (1264 amino acids)
Biological process (GO): positive regulation of epithelial cell migration; phosphatidylinositol-mediated signaling; phospholipid catabolic process
Molecular function (GO): protein binding; phosphatidylinositol-4,5-bisphosphate phospholipase C activity
Source: RefSeq, a predicted model, not a curated record
GAGAGAGAGAGAAUAUCGCACGAGGGUUAUCUUCUUAUUCUAAUUGUCCCGUUCCACCUUAAAUGGUUGCACACUGGCGCCUGAGAGCACAGAAUCUAACCGUUUAUUUAUCACCGUUAUGGGAAUGCACCUGCUGCACCAUUUAAGGUGGAACGGAACAAUUCGCACAACAAGCUGACGAGUUGAGACUGCAUUGUUCUCUCUCCAGGCACCUUUUCUGUUUCUGAGCGAACUUUGUGUGAGAAUAUGAAAGUGUGAGACCCACAGCGCCGUGGCUUCCUUGGGGACUUUGCAUUGAUAGCAUCUUUACUUCCGUGUCUUUUUAUGAAGGCUAUUCUUAUAAGGUUCGCUUUACUUCCUUGUGUAUAGAGAAUAGAGGAACUGACCACUUUGUAACUGAGCUGGUCGUUUAUCAUCUCUAACAGGCUGUUUUCUCCACUCUUCUCCCUAUUAAAAUGUGAAUUCCCUCGUUUCAGAAGGACUGUAUUUCGAUGUGAGCGAGUUUUUCCUCAGACGCGGGCAGAGUACAAAGUUUUCUACUGGUGCAACAUUGAGAUCACUGGGUUAAUGCUUUACUAAAACUGAAGGAUUCUAAUCUUCCAACUCUCUGGUGUGUGACCAGAAGCAGAGAUGGCAGGUCGACACGGAGACCUGACGGAGUAUAAGAGGAGUCUCAUAAAGCGAGACUUGGAGAUGGGCGUUGUGAUGACAGUAUAUAGGCAGAAGAUGGAGAGACUCACUGUACAGGUUAUUAUGGAGACCAGACAGGUGGCCUGGACACGCACUGCCGACAAGAUUGAUGGAGUGUUGGAACUUUUUGAGAUCCGGGAGGUCCGUUCAGGAAAAAACUCCAAAGACUUUGAGAGAUUUAAGGAGAGCAAGGACAAGCAUCCAGACAACACAUGCUUCACAAUAUUCUACGGCAACCAGUUUGUCCUUAACACACUGAGCCUGGGAGCUGACUCAGCAGAAGACGCAGAGAAAUGGCUAACAGGGCUGGAGCUACUCAGACAAGAGACAAUGUAUGCUCAUACUCCAGAGAUUAUAGAGAGUUGGCUGAGAAAGCAGAUGUACUCUGUUGAUCAGACAAAGAAGAACAGCAUCACUUUGAAGGAGAUCAAGUCUUUGUUGCCUCAGAUCAACUUUAAAGUGCCUGGAGGGAGAUUUCUCAAGGAAAAAAUGGUGGCUGUUGGAGGGAAGAAAGAUGUUCUCGACUUUGAGCAGUUUCACAAAUUCUAUAAUGAUUUGAUAUUUGAAAACCAGAGGACGAUACUGGAUGAGUUUAAAAAGGAGUCCUGUGCCUUCAUCAUGGGUAACUCAGAUAAGCCAGAUUCCUCAGCAGUUCUCCUGUAUGACUUCCAAAGAUUCCUUCUCUAUCAGCAGAAAGAGGUUUGGGCCAACAACACGAAUCAGGUGCGAGAGCUGAUGACCACCUUCAUCGACGACAACAUGAGGAAGACCAAUGACCCAGAGUUCACAGUUGGCGAGUUCCUCAACUUUCUCUUCUCCAAAGAGAACUCCAUUUGGGAUGAGAAGUACUCAGGGGUGUCCAGCCUGGACAUGAAUAACCCUCUGUCUCACUACUGGAUCAACUCUUCUCACAACACCUAUCUGACUGGUGACCAGUUGCGCAGUGAGUCGUCCACAGAGGCCUAUGUUCGCUGCUUGAGACUUGGCUGCCGUUGUAUUGAGUUGGACUGCUGGGGUGGCCCGUCAGAUGAGCCCAUUAUAUACCAUGGCUGGACAAGGACAACCAAGAUCAAGUUUAGAGAUGUGGUGAAGGCCAUCAAUGACCAUGCCUUUGUAGCAUCUGAGUACCCUCUAGUGCUGUCUAUAGAGGAGCACUGCGAUGUGAAGCAGCAGAAGCUGAUGGCACUGGUGUUCAGAGAAGUGUUCCAGGACAAGCUCCUCACUGAGCCUGUGGAGCUGGAAGCCGAGCAGCUGCCCUCUCCCAAUCAACUCAAGGGCAAGAUCAUCAUCAAGCACAAAAAAUUGAAUAUUGGUGAGAGCUUUGGCCAAAAAAACCUGCGUAAGGGGGAUAAGCAGGGAGAGCUUUUCAUCUGGGACCCCAUAGAUGAGCGCUGGUAUAAGCACUACUGCGUGGUCUCAGGAAACAAGCUGUACUAUGCAGAGGAGAAUGAGCCAGAAGAUGAGCUUGGGAAGGCUCAGGGCUGUACAGACCUGCACCAAUCUGAGCCCUGGUUUCAUGGACGAUUGUCUGAAGGCAGGCAGACGGCAGAGAGGCUGCUGCAGGAGUUCUGCACUGAGUCUGGAGGCAAAGACGGAACCUUUUUGGUGCGAGAAAGUGACACCUUCGUUACUGACUGCACCCUCUCUUUCUGGCGCAGUGGGAGAGUUCAGCACUGCCGGAUUCGCUCAGCCUCAGAGGACGGCCACAUUGUGUUCUUCUUGACGGACAACCUGCACUUUCCCAGUGUGUAUGCCCUGAUCCACCACUACAGAGAAAACCCUCUCCGCUGCCAUGACUUUAACUUGCGCCUCACCGACUUUGUGCCCCGGCCAAAUCAGCACCUUACUGAGCGGUGGUUUUAUAGUAACUUGAGUCGAGGCGAGGCAGAAGACCACCUGCUGAGGAUCCCUCGAGAUGGAGCGUUCCUGAUUAGACAGAGAGAAGAGCCAGACUCUUACGCCAUCACCUUCAGAGGUGAAGGCAUGGUCAAGCACUGUCGGAUCCACAAAGAGGGAUCCAUGUACGUGUUGGGCACCUCCAGCGAGUUUGAGAGCCUGGUGGAGUUGGUCAACUAUUUCCGCAAGAAACCUCUCUAUCGCCAAAUCAAACUCCGCUACCCCGUCACGCCAGAGCUAGUGGAGCGCUUCUGCACGGAGUGUAAAUCUGCUUUACUCUAUGACAGCACGCAGUAUGUGGAGGCCAAUGAAAUUGAACCAUCUCUAACUCAGUGCACAGUGAAAGCCCUGUAUGAUUACCGGGCCAUGCGGGCAGAUGAGCUCAGCUUCUGCAAAGGUGCUGUGAUCCACAACGUUAUCAAAGAGAGCAACGGAUGGUGGAAAGGUGAUUUUGGUGGGAAAAUGCAGCUCUACUUCCCUGCUAACUAUGUGGAAGAGGUCGUUAACAAUGCUGCAGCUGAGGCCAAAGGCCUUGCUGAUGAAGAUAAUCCACUGGGUGACUUGUGUAAAGGUGUGGUGGACAUUUCCAAGUGCAACGUUGUGCGUUCGGCUAAGCAUGGCAAGAGCGUGGUGGUAACAUUGCAGAAUAAAGACUGUAAAGAGAACAUGAUGCCAUUCGAUUUGGCCACGGAGACCACAGAGGAGCUGUAUGAAUGGUAUCAGGUGGCCUGGGACAUCACACAAAGAGAGGAGAACCGGGAGUUUGAGGAAACAAAUCAAAAGAAGUUGGAAAAAACUGAUGUGGUGGCCAAAGAGAUGUCUGACUUGGUGGUAUAUUGUCAGCCGCGCAGCAAAGAUAAAGAUCGUUUUGACAAUUUUAGUUAUAAAGAGAUCCGGUCCUUUGUGGAGAAUAAAAUUCCCAGCAAGAAUAAGUUGAGUGACUUUCUGAGGUAUAACCGCAGGGCACUUAGCCGCAUCUACCCCAAGGGUCAGCGGGUAGAUUCCUCCAACUAUGACCCUCAUCCACUGUGGAUGUGCGGCUGUCACAUGGUGGCACUCAACUUUCAAACCUCUGAUAAGUUUACACAGCUGAACAGCGCCCUCUUCAGUCUGAAUGGAGGCACAGGCUAUGUUCUGCAGCCUGAGCUCAUGCGCUCAGAAAGCUAUGAACCUCAGCAGGAUAACAACACCGUCAAAUUCACCCUGUCUGUUCGAGUGAUAGCAGCCAGGCAUCUCCCUAAGCCGGGUCGCAGUAUUGUCAGCCCUUUUGUUGAGAUUGAGCUGUGUGGUCAGACUGAUGACUGCUCCAAGUUCAAGACCACAGUCUGUCAUGAUAACGGGCUGAACCCCGUGUGGCUUGGGCCGCAUCGACAGGAUGCGGAAACAAUUACAUUCACAGUAUAUGAACCAGAGCUCAGCUUUUUACGCUUUGUUGUCUUUGAGGAAGACAUGUUCUCUGAUCCCAACUUCCUGGCCCAGGCUACCUUCCCUGUGAAAGGAGUUCGCUCAGGAUAUCGCUCUGUCCCUCUGAAGAAUGGUUACAGCGAGAACCUGGAGCUCGCUUCACUUCUGGUGUAUGUUGACAUACAACAGGUAGAGAAAGCAGAAGAGGAGUUAUACUCCUCCUCCAGCCAGUUGCGAAAGAGACAGGCCGAGCUCAGCAACGAGCUCUUCCUGUACGACACUCAUUCCGGCCUGCAGCGUUCAGCGCCCCCCCAUCGCCGUGAUGACCUUAUGCAGGAGUUCAGCUCUAAUGAGAAACAACUCCAGAGGAUCAACGACACAUGCAAACAGAAGAUGAAAGAGAAGAAAAUCAACAAUAGCAGGUUCUACUCAUGAGGGAAGAGAGCACCUGAGCUUUCAGCCCCUCACCCACUCACUUCACUUCUGCUUAUGAGGAUUCCCCUCCUUGGCUCCGCUGCUUUACUGCUGAUGCUCUUGCAGACUGGGCAGGCGAGAGCAGAUUCCAUGGAGUUGUGACCAUAUUUGCUUUCAGCCAUCCAGGAUGGAAAGUGCAGGGCUGAGACGCCUGCUGGAGCAGGACACUGAACAGUGAUUUCAGCAAGAAGAGUCCAAGAUGAAGACCCUCGCUUCUAUGCACAGAGCUAGGAAUGUGGACAUUAUCAACUAUAAUUUAAAAAAAAUAAAAAAUGGCUGAAUUGUAUUAAUCAAAAUCCAUCAGCUCUCACUUGUUUGCAACAUAAUAAAUAGUUUUGGUUCAUUGCUGCCAAUUGUUUAACUGAUUAAUGAUACAUGAUUUCCCCAGCAUUUGAGGAAUUUUGAUGCAAGACUAACAGAAAGUAUGAUUCCCAUCAGUUCUCCAUAGUGGCUUAAAAAGAUAAAGAUCUUGCUGUCCAGUCAUUUGCAGUUUGAAACAACAGCAUCAAUACUGUGAAUUUAAGUAAAAUGAUGAAUUCUGAAGCUUUUUGAAACAUAUUCACAGACAGUUUAUUUUGAUUGAAAUUAUUUCACAUCGUAGUUGUCUUAUUUUCCUGUUGAAGGUCUUGUAUUGUCAUUACAACAGCCACAGAGCAGCAGCAGCAGCAACCCAGCUGUAGAAGCAGAUAAACACAGACAGGAGGAAAUAAGGGCAGUUCUAUCUGCAAAAACUCCAGGAAUCAUGGGAAAUGUAGUUCAUUUAUGUACAUGACUGCGCCCUGGAGGGGACCGCAGUGGUAGGCGUCCCAAUCUUCACCACAUUAAGACUCAGUCACAAUUCAAAAUGAUAGAAAGCUUGUUUAAAAAAAAUGCAGAAAAAGAGAAGUUCUAAUAUCUCGGAGAGGAGUAAAAGUAGGAGGCUGUGAGGAUAGACGUAAGUGCAAAAAGCACAGUGAGCUACACAGGAUAGAAAUAUGACAAAUGGAUGAGCGGCUCUGUAAAUCUAGUUUCCCCCAUGUACUAUAGAAAAUAAAAGUGACUUCCCCUGCUUACUCUAGCCCCUCUGCCUGUUUCUCCCCUGCUUUAUAAAAACUGCAGUAUAUUUUUAAAUGCUUUCUGCAGAAAAAGGGUUACGAAACCCUUCUAGCUACCUGGAUGCCUUCAGCCCUCAC